AUGCAUUUGAAUCUUUCGUUCAAUAAUCUGGAGGGUGAGGUACCGAAAGGAGGAGUUUUUCGAAACAAAAGUGCAAUAUCAUUGGAUGGAAAUACCAAACUUUGUGGUGGUGUUUCGGAAAUGCAACUACCAGCGUGCCCCAUCAAAGUCCCAAAGAAGAGAAGCUUGCGUGGUUUCAAACUAAAGUUAACAAUUUCUUUAGUUGCUGGAUGCUCUCUUCUGUUUGCAGUCAUGAUAGCUCUUUAUUGGAAGAGAGAAACUCAAAAGAAGAAACCCUUAUCUGAAGUGUCUUCAAUCAACUUCCUUUCAAUGGUGUCAUACCAGGCACUUCAUCAAGCUACUAACGGAUUCUCUCCAAACAACCAAAUUGGAUCAGGCGGUUUUGGCUCUGUAUACAAAGGGAUUCUUGAUCAAGAAGAAAACAACAUUGUUGCUGUAAAGGUCAUUAACCUACAACAGAAAGGAGCUUCCAAGAGUUUUGUGGCAGAAUGCAAUGCGCUUAGAAAUAUCCGGCACAGGAAUCUUGUGAAGAUCAUAACAUGUUGCUCCAGUGCGGAUAACAGUGGUAAUGACUUCAAAGCUCUAGUAUUUGAGUAUAUGUCAAAUGGAAGUUUAGAGGAGUGGCUGCACAAAGAAAACCAAUCAGGAAGACUAAACCUUCUUCAACGACUGAACAUUGCUGUUGAUGUGGCUUCUGCACUGUGUUAUCUCCAUGAUCAUUGUGAACCACAAAUCAUUCACCGGGACUUGAAGCCGAGCAAUGUUCUUCUUGACGAUGACAUGGUUGCUCGUGUCAGUGAUUUUGGGUUAGCAAGAUUCAUACCACUGACCAAGGACUCUUCUGGAAAUCAAAGUAGCACAGCUGGUAUAAAGGGAACGGUUGGUUAUACUGCUCCAGAGUAUGCAGUCUGUAUUGAGCCAUCAAAGCAAGGGGACGUGUAUAGUUAUGGAAUACUUUUGUUGCAAAUGUUCACGGGAAGAAGACCCACCGAUGAAAUGUUUGUAGACGGUUGCAAUAUCCAUACUUAUGUUAAGAUGGCCAUACCAGGAAGACUAAUGCAGAUUGUGGAUACCACUCUUCUUGCUGCUUUACAAGAGGCAGCACCUGUAACGAGACCAAAUGAAGUGAACUGCAUCAGUGGUUACAACAAUGAUGAUAUCGAAGCAGAUGAAGAAAACAUUAUUGACGGUGAGAAUUUAAGCAAGAUGAACACUUAUGUGUGGAAGUGCAUACUUCCAACCCUUAAGAUUGGACUAGCAUGUUCGGAAGAGUCACCAAGGAAUCGGAUGUCUAUGGAGGAGGUCCUCAGGGAACUACACCAUAUUAAAAUUGCUUACACUCGUGUUGACAUUCGUCAGGAGAGGCCGAGAAGAAGCUAA
This is a messenger RNA of Argentina anserina (silverweed cinquefoil), 1380 nucleotides long. RefSeq names its product probable LRR receptor-like serine/threonine-protein kinase At3g47570. Gene Ontology annotation, molecular function: ATP binding; protein kinase activity. Lineage: Eukaryota; Viridiplantae; Streptophyta; Magnoliopsida; Rosales; Rosaceae. The transcript has 2 exons. Gene Ontology annotation, biological process: protein phosphorylation. The record is from RefSeq and is a predicted model, not a curated record. The coding region runs from base 1 to 1380 and encodes 459 amino acids.